UGUGACCGAGUCAACGACUGCGGGGAUGGCAGCGACGAGCUGGGCUGUUCCUACGACACCUGCACCAGCUACCAGUUCACCUGCCAAAACGGCGCCUGCAUCCCAGCCUCCUUUGCCUGUGACGGCGAGGCCGACUGUCUGGACGGUUCUGACGAGGCAGAGGGCUUGUGCAGCACCCCCCAGCCUACCUGUGCCCCGGGAGAGUACCUGUGCAAGUCGGGCGAGUGUAUUGACAUCCACAAGGUCUGCAACUCGGAGAAGGACUGCUCGGAUAACAGUGAUGAGAAGGGAUGUGGUAAGAUCUCUCUUACAGCAAAGGAUGUAACACAAUGGGGAAGGGGUGGAUUUAUUUUCUUUGAGUGAAUGGAGGUUGUGUCAGUUGUACAAUAGGUAUGCGAAUGUAACCUAACUAAAUCUAUGAUAUUUCCAGACGUACACUGUAUUUGGAGUAGGAAAUUAGUAUUUGGAGUAGAAAAUAUGUAUAAGGAGUAGGAAAUUAGUAUUUGCAGUAAAAACAUUAGAAUUUAGAGUAGGAAAAAGGAACUUUGAUUUGGAUUCCUAGACUAAUCUUACAGCACAUCUUAAUCUUACAGAACUCAUCCUGCCUCCCUCUAUCUCCUUCCCUCUCUCCUCUGUGUAGGAAUUAACGAAUGCCAAGAUCCGUCGGUCCACAAGUGUGCCCAGCUCUGCACAGACACCCUGACAGGUUACUACUGCUCGUGUAAUACCGGCUACCACCUCAUGCCCGAUGGUAAGGCGUGCGCAGACCUGGACGAGUGCCGCGACACGCCCGCCGCCUGUAGCCAGAUCUGCGAGAACUCCGCCGGCUCCUUCCACUGCAAAUGCGCCCCGGGCUACGUGCGCGAGCCAGAUGGGCGCACGUGCCGCCAGAACAGUGGCAUCGCCCCUUAUCUGCUGUACAGUAAUCGUUAUUACAUUCGUAAUUUGACGACUGAUGGUUCGCAGCUGAGCGUGAUUCUGCAAGGGCUGUCGAAUGUGGUGCCACUGGAUUUCGACCAUUACGAAAAGAGGCUGUACUGGUUGGAUGCGGGAAUGGGGCGGAUCGAGAGGAUGCGAUUUGACGGCAGUGAAAGGGAGACGAUAGUGGAUAACAACGUGGUAGGGGCCGAGGGGCUGGCGGUGGAUUGGGUUGGCAGGUAAGUGAAGGGGGGGUGGGGCAUCAGAGCUUGAUUGUAAUUUUUCAAUCAUUGGCCUCAUGGCGAUGCAGUUUCCUUAAUCUCCGGCAGCUCAGUUAGGAAGGACAGGUGAGCAAAACUGUGAGUGUGAAUAAUUUCACGAUGCACUGUAUGUGUUGUGUUUAAAAGUUUAAUAAAUCUGUCUCAUAAUUCAGAUUUUGAUUAGAGCCUACAGUUGGCUGAUAAUGACACAUUUGUAUCUCCUUACAAUUAUAUGUAGGUCUGUAUAUAUAAUAUGUGUAUCUAUGCAUAUGCCCAUAGUCAUUCUUAUAUGUUUAUGUGUGUGUAUCCCAAAGGAAGCUCUACUGGGUAGACAGUUACUACGGCUCUCUUCACGUGUCAGAGCUGGAUGGUCGUUUCCAGAAGAAGUUGCUGAGUGGCUGCAUGGGGCCUAACUCCACCUACUGCUUUGUCCGGCCCCGUGCCGUGGCCGUCAACCCCAAAUAUGGGUACUAACCAGUGGAGGCUUCUGAGGAGAGGACGGCUCAUAAUAAUGGCUGGAACGGAGCGAAUGGAAUGGCAUCAAACACAUGGAAACCAUGUAUUUGAUACCAUUCCACUGAUUCCGCUCCAGCUAUUACCACAAGCCCGUUCUCCCCAAUUAAGGUGCCACCAACAACCUGUGGUACUAACAUACACACACACACGAGGUCCCACACAUCCCCACCUGCAUGAUAGAGGAAGAGAGGGGUCAUUCUUAAUUAAUGGCAGAUAUUGAGGCGUUUUUCAAUAAUCCUUUUAUUUGUAUAUAUUAUUAUAAAUUACAUCUAACAUCUAAUUAUUUUACUUUACUCUCCAUUUUAUUCUCUCUGCCUGCAGCUGGCUGUAUUGGACAGACUGGGGGGACACCGCCUACAUUGGCAGGGUUGGUAUGGAUGGCACCAACGCCACUGCCCUCAUCACCACCAAGCUGGAGUGGCCCAGUGCCCUGACCAUUGACUACACCACCAACAAGAUCUUCUUCGCCGACUCCCACCUCAAUUUCCUGGAGUGAGACAUCAACACAACACUGUCUUCAGAGAUUCAAUUAAUAAUUCACUCUAAUGCUUUUCUAUGUAGUACUAUUGUGCUUUAUCAUGAAAGUGUGAAAGUGCAGGAAAAUAAGGCCUUAUGACCCCAUCACAUCUAUGCCUUGAGUAUCAGGGUUGAAGGAGAACAUGUUCAGUUGAAGAAAAACACACUGAUGAUACGUAGGUAAGAAAACCCCUAGUAGAGCAAGUCAAGGCAAUGGAGGAAAACACUCUUUAGUUAGGAAGAAAGCAAGGAGCCCGGCCCCAUCCUUCUCAAACAUGCCUGUUUGGAGACCAGAUAUUGUGAUCAAUGAGGUCAGACAGGAUCAACCCACAGAACUUUACAUUGAUAUACACUUUGUUUGUUUAUUUGGAUCCCCAUUAGCUGUUACAGUCGUAACAGUUACUCUUCUUGGUGUGCACAAAAAACACAUUUAAAAAAACAAUAGACAAGAACAAAACAAAGACAACAGAACAUUACAGUGAUUUAUACACUAAUGUAUAUGCCCUCUCUCUAACUCUCUAAAGUUUUGCUGAUAUGGACGGGGAGAACCGCCACCGGGCCAUAGCAGGCUCCCUGCCUCACCCCUUUGCCAUCACCCUGUUUGAAGACUGGGUCUACUGGACUGACUGGAACACCCACACCGUUGAGAAGGCCCACAAGUACACUGGCGCCAGCCGUGUCGUCAUGGGCAACAACACACACCGGCCAAAUGACAUCCAUGUAUACCAUCCCUACAGGCAGCCUCACAGUAUGUAUAGUACUGUGCCCUUUGACCUUUUGGAAUUCCCAUACAUUGCUUGCUUAAUUUUCAUUUGUCUACACUUUACUGUUAUACUUGUCUUUCCUGCAUUUGCACUCUUAUUUGUCUUUUCUUACUGGCACUGAUUUUGCAGAUAGCAGCUUAUUUAAACAAAUAUUUGUACUUGCAAUGACUUUAUGUGGUUGUUUUCCUCUACCUUACUUGAAUGCACUUACUGGAUAACAGCUUUGCUAAAUGUAUUACAUGUCAAUUGAGACAAUAUUAUUAGCAUCAUAGAUGCGUCCAUUCUUAUGGCUGCUGAUUGGUGUUUCCUAGGUGAUAACCCUUGUGCCACACACCACCUAACCUGUAGCCACCUGUGUCUGAUUGGUCCUGGUGGGACCAGCGCUACGUGUGAGUGUCCAGACCACUUCAUUGGCCUUUCCGUGGGCUUCAAGAUCCAGUGUGUGGCCGACUGUUCCAGCACCCAGUUCCGCUGCGGAGACAACGAGAAGUCAGUCUGAAUUUCUGUCACUUAUCAGGAAUAUUUGUUUGUUUUCCAUGUAAUAUAAUUUGAAUCAGCGGUUUAUUUUUGUUUGUUUUGUUUUUUUAUUGUUUUUUUUAUUUUUUAUUUAGCAGACACUCUUAUCCAGAGCGACUUACAGUUAGUGAGUGCAUACAUUUUCAUACUGGCCCCCCGUGGGAAACGAACCCACAACCCUGGCGUUGCAAGCGCCAUGCUCUACCAACCAGCUACAGAUACUGACACAACCGUACAAUUUACGGCUUUUCACACUACUGAGCUGAGCUAAACUAAGCUGUACUAAGCUUGCCUGAAAAGGACAAUGUGAAAUAUUUGAGCAAGCACAGUUUGGUUCGGUAAGUGUGAAAAGGGUAUUUGGAGCCAUGUGACUAUUUGCUUGAUAACUUGUGUGGUUGCACAGUUGUCUAAAUUCAAUAAGUUUAAUUAGUUAACUCUUUACUCUCCCACCUCCCUCUCUCCUUCUAAUCCCCUAGGUGUGUCUCUAUCUGGUGGAAGUGUGAUGGUCAGUCCGACUGUGGUGACGGGUCCGAUGAGCCCCUCACCUGCCCGCCCCGCUACUGUCCAAUUGGUCAGUUCCAGUGCCAGGAUGGGAACUGCACUUAUCCUGGCUUCCUGUGUGACGGACACGCUGACUGCCAUGACAGUUCAGAUGAGGACGCUGCCCUCUGCAGUACGAAAACCCUAUUUUACCUCAUUUUUACCGUAGUACUUCCAUCCAUCAGACAAUGCAGCACUUAUUUUCUACUAGCGUCAGAAACCCACAGUGUGAUGUGAUUGUUCAACUGCUCUAGAGUCCAAUUCAUACACUCAAAAUGCAUGCUCUCGUUGCUCUAUCUUCCUGUUGUAGUGUCUUUAAUUGCGAUUACGAACAAACAUGGGGGGAAAAGGACAACCCUGUCUGAUCCCUCAAGAUAAACUAAAACUUUCAGAGACGUGGCCUUAGAAUCAAAACACCCAAUCCUCCCAUCCCCUAGGUGACCACAGGUGUGCAGAGAAUCAGUUCCAGUGUAAGAACAAGCAGUGCAUCCCUGUGUCAUGGCACUGUGACGGCAUCAGCGACUGUUCUGAUGGGAGUGACGAGGACACGGAUGGCUGUGCCCAGAAGACGUGCCGACCGGGCCAGUUCACGUGCGCAAACGGAGUGUGUAUCCCGCCCAACUAUGUGUGUGACGCUCAGGACGACUGCGGAGAUGGAUCGGAUGAGCCCUACGAGAUCUGCAGUGAGUUUGCUGUAUUUGUAUACGUCUGGAUUUUAGUUUGGUGCUAGUGUUUUAUAUGUUGGCUGCAAUGUAUGUUAUAUUCUGGUUAUUUGACUACAAGAGCACAUACAGUGGGGGAAAAAAGUAUUUAGUCAGCCACCAAUUGUGCAAGAUCUCCCACUUAAAAAGAUGAGAGAGGCCUGUAAUUUUCAUCAUAGGUACACGUCAACUAUGACAGACAAAGUGAGAAAAAGAAAUCCAGAAAAUCACAUUGUAGGAUUUUUAAUGAAUUUAUUUGCAAAUUAUGGUGGAAAAUAAGUAUUUGGUCACCUACAAACAAGCAAGAUUUCUGGCUCUCACAGACCUGUAACAACUUCUUUAAGAGGCUCCUCUGUCCUCCACUCGUUACCUGUAUUAAUGGCACCUGUUUGAACUUGUUAUCAGUAUAAAAGACACCUGUCCACAACCUCAAACAGUCACACUCCAAACUCCACUAUGGCCAAGACCAAAGAGCUGUCAAAGGACACCAGAAACAAAAUUGUAGACCUGCACCAGGCUGGGAAGACUGAAUCUGCAAUAGGUCAAAUCAAAAAUCAAAUCAAAUCAAAUUUUAUUGGUCACAUGCGCCGAAUACAACAGGUGCAGACAUUACAGUGAAAUGCUUACUUACAGCCCUUAACCAACAGUGCAUUUAUUUUAAACAAAAAAGUAAGAAUAAAACAUCAACAAAAAAGUGUUGAGAAAAAAAGAGCAGAAGUAAAAUAAAGUGACAGUAGGGAGGCUAUAUAUACAGUAAAAUAAAGUGACAGUAGGGAGGCUAUAUAUACAGGGGGGUACCGUUGCAUAGUCAAUGUGCGGGGGCACCGGCUAGUUGAGGUAGUUGAGGUAAUAUGUACAUGUGGGUAGAGUUAAAGUGACUAUGCAUAAAUACUUAACAGAGUAGCAGCAGCGUAAAAAGGAUGGGGUGGGGGGGCAGUGCAAAUAGUCCGGGUAGCCAUGAUUAGCUGUUCAGGAGUCUUAUGGCUUGGGGGUAGAAGCUGUUGAGAAGUCUUUUGGACCUAGACUUGGCACUCCGGUACCGCUUGCCGUGCGGUAGCAGAGAGAACAGUCUAUGACUAGGGUGGCUGGAGUCUUUGACAAUUUUGAGGGCCUUCCUCUGACACCGCCUGGUAUAGAGGUCCUGGAUGGCAGGGAGCUUUGCCCCAGUGAUGUACUGGGCCGUACGCACUACCCUCUGUAGUGCCUUGCGGUCAGAGGCCAAGCAGUUGCCAUACCAGGCGGUGAUGCAACCAGUCAGGAUGCUCUCGAUGGUGCAGCUGUAGAAUUUUUUGAGGAUCUGAGGACCCAUGCCAAAUCUUUUUAGUCUCCUGAGGGGGAAUAGGCUUUGUCGUGCCCUCUUCACGACUGUCUUGGUGUGUUUGGACCAUGAUAGUUCGUUGGUGAUGUGGACACCAAGGAACUUGAAGCUCUCAACCUGUUCCACUACAGCCCCGUCGAUGAGAAUGGGGGCGUGCUCAGUCCUCUUUUUUUUCCUGUAGUCCACAAUCAUCUCCUUUGUCUUGGUCACGUUGAGGGAGAGGUUGUUGUCCUGGCACCACACGGCCAGAUCUCUGACCUCCUCCCUAUAGGCUGUCUCAUCGUUGUCGGUGAUCAGGCCUACCACUGUUGUGUCGUCGGCAAACUUAAUGAUGGUGUUGGAGUCGUGCCUGGCCAUGCAGUCAUGGGUGAACAGAGAGUACAGGAGGGGACUGAGCACGCACCCCUGAGGGGCCCCCGUGUUGAGGAUCAGUGUGGCAGAUGUGUUGUUACCUACCCUUACCACCUGGGGGCGGCCCGUCAGGAAGUCCAGGAUCCAGUUGCAGAGGGAGGUGUUUAGUCCCAGGAUCCUUAGCUUAGUGAUGAGCUUAGAGGGCACUAUGGUGUUGAAUGCUGAGCUGUAGUCAAUGAAUAGCAUUCUCACGUAGGUGUUCCUCUUGUCCAGGUGGGAAAGGGCAGUGUGGAGUGCGAUAGAGAUUGCAUCAUCUGUGGAUCUGUUGGGGCGGUAUGCAAAUUGGAGUGGGUCUAGGGUUUCUGGGAUUAUGCUGUUGAUGUGAGCCAUGAUCAGUCUUUCAAAGCACUUCAUGGCUACAGACGUCAGUGCUACGGGUCGGUAGUCAUUUAGGCAGGUUAUCUUAGAGUUCUUGGGCACGGGGACUAUGGUGGUCUGCUUGAAACAUGUUGGUAUUACAGACUCAGUCAGGGACAUGUUGAAAAUGUCAGUGAAGACACUUGCCAGUUGGUCAGCACAUGCUCGGAGUACACGUCCUGGUAAUCCGUCUGGCCCUGCGGCCUUGUGAAUGUUGACCUGCUUAAAAGUCUUACUCACAUCGGCUACGGAGAGCGUGAUCACAUAGUCGUCCGGAACAGCUGGUGCUCUCAUGCAUGCUUCAGUGUUGCUUGCCUCGAAGCGAGCAUAGAAGUGGUUUAGCUCGUCUGGUAGGCUUGUGUCACUGGGCAGCUCGCGGCUGUGCUUCCCUUUGUAGUCUGUAAUAGUUUUCAAGCCCUGCCACAUCCGACGAGCGUCAGAGCCAGUGUAGUAUGAUUCAAUCUUAGACCUGUAUUGACUCUUUGCCUGUUUGAUGGUUCGUCGGAGGUCAUAGCGGGAUUUCUUAUAAGCGUCCGGGUUAGAGUCCCGUUCCUUGAAAGCGGCAGCUCUACCCUUUAGCUCAGUGCGGAUGUUUCCUGUAAUCCAUGGCUUCUGGUUGGGGUAUGUACGUACGGUCACUGUGGGGACGACAUCAUCGAUGCACUUAUUGAUGAAGCCAGUGACUGAUGUGGUGUACUCCUCAAUGCUGUCUGAAGAAUCCCGGAACAUGUUCCAGUCUGUGCUAGCAAAACAGUCCUGUAGCUUAGCAUCUGCGUCAUCUGACCACUUUUUUAUUAGCCGAAUCACUGGUGCUUCCUGCUUCAGUUUUUGCUUAUAAGCAGGAAUCAGGAGGAUAGAGUUAUGGUCAGAUUUGCCAAAUGGAGGGCGAGGGAGAGCUUUGUAUGCGUCUCUGUGUGUGGAGUAAAGGUGGUCUAGAGUUUUUUCCCCUCUGGUUGCACAUUUAACAUGCUGGUAGAAAUGAGGUAGAACGGAUUUAAGUUUCCCUGCAUUAAAGUCCCCGGCUACUAGGAGCGCUGCAUCUGGAUGAGCGUUUUCCUGUUGAUUAAUGGCCUUGUACAACUCAUUCAGUGCAAUCUUAAUGCCAGCAUUGGUUUGUGGUGGUAAAUAGACAGCUAUGAAAAAUAUAGAUGAAAACUCUCUUGGUAAAUAGUGUGGUCUACAGCUUAUCAUAAGAUACUCUACCUCAGGCGAGCAAAACCUCGAGACUUCCUUAGUAUUUGAUUUUGUGCACCAGCUGUUGUUUACAAAUAUACACAGACCGCCGCCCCUUGUCUUACCGGAGGCAGCCGUUCUAUCCUGCCGAUGUAGCGUAUAGCCUGCUAGCUGAAUGUUGUCAUUGUUGUCGUUCAGCCACGACUCCGUGAAACAUAAGAUAUUGCAGUUUUUAAUGUCCCGUUGGUAGGAUAACCGUAAUCUUAAAUCGUCCAUUUUAUUCUCAAAAGCUUGAACGUUGGCUAAUAGGAUUGAUGGGAGAGGCAGUUUACUCGUUCGCCGUCGGAUCCUUACAAGGCACCCGGAUCUGCGUCCACGAUAUCUCCGUCUCUUCCUCACGCGAAUGACGGGGAUCUGGGCCUUGUUUGGUGUCUGUAGAAUAUCCUUCGCGAACGCCUCGUUGAAGAAAAAGUCUUCGUCCAACGCGAGGUGAGUAAUCGCUGUCCUGAUAUCCAGAAGCUCUCUUUGGUUAUAAGAGACGAUGGCAGAAACGUUAUGUACAAAAUAAAUUACAAAUAACGCGGAAAAACACACAUAAUAGUACAAUUGGUUAGAGGGCUGUAAAACGGCAGCCAUCUUCUUCCGGCGCUGUUCAAUGUAUCAAUGUAAGCAGCUUGGUUUGAAGAAAUCAACUCUGGGAGCAAUUAUUAGGAAAUGGAAGACAUACAAGACCACUGAUAAUCUCCUUCGAUCUGGGGCUCCACGCAAGAUCUCACCCCGUGGGGUCAAAAUGAUCACAAGAACGGUGAGCAAAAAUCCCAGAACCACACGGGGGGACCUAGUGAAUGACCUGCAGAGAGCUGGGACCAAAGUAACAAAGCCUACCAUCAGUAACACACUACGCCGCCAGGGACUCAAAUCCUGCAGUGCGAGACGUGUCCCCCUGCUUAAGCCAGUACAUGUCCAGGCCCGUCUGAAGUUUGCUAGAGUGCAUUUGGAUGAUCCAGAAGAGGAUUGGGAGAAUGUCAUAUGGUCAGAUAAAACCAAAAUAGAACUUUUUGGUAAAAACUCAACUCGUCGUGUUUGGAGGACAAAGAAUGCUGAGUUGCAUCCAAAGAACACCAUACCUACUGUGAAGCAUGGGGGUGGAAACAUCAUGCUUUGGGGCUGUUUUUCUGCAAAGGGACCAGGACGACUGAUCCGUGUAAAGGAAAGAAUGAAUGGGGCCAUGUAUCGUGAGAUUUUGAGUGAAAACCUCCUUCCAUCAGCAAGGGCAUUGAAGAUGAAACGUGGCUGGGUCUUUCAGCAUGACAAUGAUCCCAAACACACCGCCCGGGCAACGAAGGAGUGGCUUCGUAAGAAGCAUUUCAAGGUCCUGGAGUGGCCUAGCCAGUCUCCAGAUCUCAACCCCAUAGAAAAUCUUUGGAGGGAGUUGAAAGUCCGUGUUGCCCAGCGACAGCCCCAAAACAUCAAUGCUCUAGAGGAGAUCUGCAUGGAGGAAUGGGCCAAAAUACCAGCAACAGUGUGUGAAAACCUUGUGAAGACUUACAGAAAACGUUUGACCUGUGUCAUUGCCAACAAAGGGUAUAUAACAAAGUAUUGAGAAACUUUUGUUAUUGACCAAAUACUUAUUUUCCACCAUAAUUUGUAAAUAAAUUCAUUAAAAAUCCUACAAUGUGAUUUUCUGUAUUUUUUUCACUCAUUUUGUCUGUCAUAGUUAACGUGUACCUAUGAUGAAAAUUACAGGCCUCUCUCAUCUUUUUAAGUGGGAGAACUUGCACAAUUGGUGGCUGACUAAAUACUUUUUUCCCCUCUGUAUUUGAAUUAUAUUUUAUAUUUGAAUUAUGAAUUAAUGUUUUAUGUACAGAAACAGUGACAGUUAUAGGAUCAGGAGAGAAUUGGGCUCCGUCAUCUGACUAGUGCUUAAUACAUUUAAAAAACACCAUCUUGCAGAAACACUCACUGCAUCCAUCUUUUUUCUCCAUCUAUCCCUUCAUCCCUUUGUCUCCUCCCUCUGUAGUGGGGCCAGAACAUAAAUGUGACGAGCUCACUGAGUUCUCCUGUAAGACCAACUACCAGUGUAUCCCCACCUGGGCCGUGUGUGAUGGCUCCAACGACUGCAUCGACAACACCGACGAGCAGAACUGCGGUGUGUGUGAGAGAGUGUGUGCAUGCUUGUGAUAUGAUAAGGGCAGAGUUACAUUGUCUGAAUAUGGAUACAGAAAAUGUAUAGUAGGCUACCAAUCAUAUUUCCGUAAGCUAAAGGGUCCUGCUUUUUCCUUCACAUUCCACUUUUAAAUGCUGGUCUUGUUCUGUUUUUAUGCUUAGACACACAAUAAAGGCCUUGAGUAGACUGAAUUCUAGUCAUUGAUGGUUGACCAAGUAGUCCAAAUCCCAAAAUGCUGCUAGGCAGUCUACACUAAAUAGUAUCAUUACAUUUCACUAAGUAACUUCAAAACAUUAACCUGACCCUGACCCAUUCACAGAGGCGUUGACCUGUGACCCCCUGGGAGACUUCCGUUGUGACAACCACCGCUGUGUGCCCAUCCGCUGGAAGUGUGACGGCAGCAACGACUGUGGUGACAGCUCUGAUGAGAGGGACUGCGGUGAGUAGAGGUCAACUACAUAACCAUCUAAUAAGGAUCAACUCUGUAUCCCUCAAAUAGAAUUCAACUCCAUAACCAUAUAAUACAGUUCAUCUCCAUAACCAUCUAACAGGGUUCAACUCUGGAUCGAUUAUGAAUUGAUAAAAUGUUAUGGUUCAAAGAAAUGAUGCAAAAAAGGUGGCAAACAAAUCAGGUUGCUCAGCUGAUUGGUUUACAUACUGGCAAUUGAGAAAUGUUGUGACUUAAACUUAACAACAAAAAAAUUAAUAUAUUAACAAAACAAGAUAAAUGAUAUAAAAAACAACGGGAAAGACUUUGGAGCACCUUAAAUUAUAUUAUGGGCAGAAAACCCAAUUUAUCUCCAUUGUUCAUUGAAGUUGAUGGAUAAUUUAUAACAAAACCUUUUUCCAAUCAUUAGCAGACUGUGUUGGCACCCCUAUUUGCCAUGCCUUUAACCAAAGCCUAAAGGAGUGUGUGUCCACAGGCGUGGAAGGAAGCUAAAGUAAUUCCACUACCUAAAAAAUAGUAAAGCACCCUUUGCUGGCUCUAAAAGCCGCCCAAUCAGUGUGCUGCAUGUUCUUAGUAAACUAAUGGAGAGAAUUGUGUAUGAACAAAUAUAAUGCUAUUUUUUAAAGAACAAGUUAACUACUGACUUUCAGCAUGCAUAUAGGGAAGGGCACUCAACUUGUUCUGCACUGACUCAAAUAAAUGUAUAAUAAGAUGAUAGUUGGAGUUGUAUUGUUAGAGUUCAGUGCAGCCUUUGAUGUUACUAAUCAUAAUUUGUUAUUUAAAAAACUCACUUGUUAUGGCUUUACAUCACUUGCCAUCACAUGGUUGGAGAGUUACUUAUAGAACUCAGAGAGUAUGUACAGUGCGGUAUCCCUCAGGGCAGCUGCCUUGGGACGUUACUCUUCUCUAUUUUUACAAAUGAUUUGCCACUUAUAGAGCAUAAAAUUAACUUUUUGGUCCACCAGCCACUGUGGCAGGUAGAUAAUAAAAUCUACAAGCCACUCAGAUUUUUACCAGCCCAAAUAUAUAUCCCUGCAAAAAUUUUACCAACAAAACACAAAAAAACGGAUGAGCAUGGUUUGUAAUGUUUCUAAAACAAUUAAUGUAUUACUAGUAAGAAGUAAUGUUAACCAAAAUAUCACAGACAUGACAAAGAAAUUCACCUGCCCCUUUAAGGAUGGGAGGUUACCGUGGUAGCGCGACUCAAGUCAUGCUUGUGCCUAUGAGAUUAAGUCUGACUAGUAGAAGCGUCAUCUUCUCUUCCCUAGCAGUUCAAACUCCAACAUAGAAAAAUAACCUAGCAUAUAAACAAAACAAUGUAUAUAGCCAAGAAACACAAGGACAAAAUCUCACCUCAGUAGACUUUAGUUUCAAGUAAAUUAGACCAACUUUUAUGCCUGUGCGCAGCGCUUCAAAAAAAGAAUGUGCACACAGCCCCCAUCCAGGCAGUGUUGCAGCGCUAAAGUGGAAUAGGCUAUAUAUGAUUCGUAGUUAUUUUACUUUGUGCGAUGAAUUUACUAGCUACAGUGAGGGAAAAAAAGUAUUUGAUCCCCUGCUGAUUUUGUACGUUUGCCCACUGACAAAGAAAUGAUUGACCUGUAUAAAAGACACCUGUCCACAGAAGCAAUCAAUCAAUCAGAUUCCAAACUCUCCACCAUGGCCAAGACCAAAGAGCUCUCCAAGGAUGUCAGGGACAAGAUUGUAGACCUACACAAGGCUGGAAUGGGCUACAAGACCAUCGCCAAGCAGCUUGGUGAGAAGGUGACAACAGUUGGUGCGAUUAUUCGCAAAUGGAAGAAACACAAAAGACUGUCAAUCUCUCGGCCUGGGGCUCCAUGCAAGAUCUCACCUCGUGGAGUUGCAAUGAUCAUGAGAACAGUGAGGAAUCAGCCCAGAACUACACGGUAGGAUCUUGUCAAUGAUCUCAAGGCAGCUGGGACUAUAGUCACCAAGAAAACAAUUGGUAACACACUACGCCGUGAAGGACUGAAAUCCUGCAGCGCCCGCAAGGUCCCCCUGCUCAAGAAAGCACAUAUACAGGCCCGUCUGAAGUUUGCCAAUGAACAUCUGAAUGAUUCAGAGGAGAAGUGGGUGAAAGUGUUGUGGUCAGAUGAGACCAAAAUUGAGCUCUUUGGCAUCAACUCAACUCGCCAUGUUUGGAGGAGGAGGAAUGCUGCCUAUGACUCCAAGAACACCAUCCCCACCGUCAAACAUGGAGGUGGAAACAUAAUGCUUUGGUGGUGUUUUUCUGCUAAGGGGACAGGACAACUUCACCGCAUCAAAGGGACGAUGGACGGCGCCAUGUACCGUCAAAUCUUGGGUGAGAAUCUCCUUCCCUCAGCCAGGGCAUUGAAAAUGGGUCGUGGAUGGGUAUUCCAGCAUGACAAUGACCCAAAACACACGGCCAAGGCAACAAAGGAGUGGCUCAAGAAGAAGCACAUUAAGGUCCUGGAGUGGCCUAGCCAGUCUCCAGACCUUAAUCGCAUAGAAAAUCUGUGGAGGGAGCUGAAGGUUUUGAGUUGCCAAAAGUCAGCCUCGAAACCUUAAUGACUUGGAGAAGAUCUGCAAAGAGGAGUGGAACAAAAUCCCUCCUGAGAUGUGUGCAAACCUGGUGGCCAACUACAAGAAACGUCUGACCUCUGUGAUUGCCCACAAGGGUUUUGCCACCAAGUACUAAGUCAUGUUUUGCAGAGAGGUCAAAUACUUAUUUCCCUCAUUAAAAUGCAAAUAAAUUCAUAACAUUUUUGACAUGCGUUUUUCUGGAUGUUUUUGUUGUUAUUCUGUCUCUCACUGUUCAAAUAAACCUACCAUUAAAAUUAUAGACUGAUCAUUUCUUUGUCAGUGGGCAAACGUACAAAAUCAGCAGGGGAUCAAAUACUUUUUUCCCUCACUGUAUGAAACAAUACGGCAGAAAUACUUUGAAAACAGCUACUGAAGCAUUUAUUUUACUAUAAAUGUGAUCAUACUCGACUAUUUGUAUUCACAAAUGCGAGUGAAGUGCUCGCACUGUGGAGCCCUGACCACCCGCCAACGUGGCUGGUGAAAUACACAUUUUACCCGCCAAUGGCAAAAUCAACCGACAUUUGGCAGGUGGUGGGUGUUAAUUUUAGGCCCUUGCCACUUGUCUUACAUGAAGCUAAAAUGACUAUGAAUGCUGAUGAUUGCACACUCUACACAUCAGCACCUACAGCCAGUGAGCUCACUGAGACUCUUAGCAAGGAGUUACAGUCAGUGUCAGAAUGGUAAUUAACAAUAAACUGGUCUUAAAUACAUCUAAACCAAAAGCAUUGUAUUUGGUUCAAAGCAUUCUCUUAGACCUAAACAUUAAUAGGACUUGUGCAUAAAUGGUGUGACCAUUGAACAAGUUGAAGAAGCUGAACUCCUAGGAGUAACAUUGGAUGGUCAGUUAUCAUGGUCAAGUCAUAUUGACAAACUUAUUGUGAAGAUGAGGAGAGGUUAUAAAAAUAUGUUAUGUGUUUUUGACACAAAGAUCAACUGUACUAGUUGUUCAGGCUUUGACCUUGUCCCAUUUUGAUUACUGUCUGGUAAUAUGGUCAGGUGCAGCAAAGAAAGACCUAGCAAAGCUGCAGUUGGCUCAAAACAAAGCAUUACGCCUUGCCCUUAACUGCACAUACAUAACUAACAUCAACAACAUGCAUGAUAGUCUUUCAUGGUUGCGGGUUGAGGCGGAAUUGACUACUUCACUUCUUGUAUUUUUAAGAAACAUUUGUGUGUUGAAAAUGCCUAACCACUUGUAUAAUAUAUUUGUCAUACACUUCAAACAGACAUACAUACAGUUGAAGUCGGAAGUUUACAUACACCUUAGCCAAAUACGUUUGAACUCAGUUUUUCACAAUUCCUGACAUUUAAUCCUAGUAAAAAUUCCCUGUUUUAGGUCAGUUAGGAUCACCACUUUAUUUUAAGAAUGUGAAAUGUCAGAAUAAUAGUAGAGAGAAUGAUUUAUUUAAGCUUUUAUUACUUUCAUCACAUUCCCAGUGGGUAGGAAGUUUACAUACACUCAAUUAGUAUUUGGUAGCAUUGCCUUUAAAUUGUUGAACUUGGGUCAAACGUUUCGGGUAGCCUUCCACAAGCUUCCCACAAUACGUUGAGUGUAUUUUGGCCCAUUCCUCCUGACAGAGCUGGUGUAACUGAGUCAGGUUUGUAGGCCUCCUUGCUCGCACUCACCUUUUCAGUUCUGCCCACACAUUUUCUAUAGAAUUGAGGUCCGGGCUUUGUGAUGGCCACUCCAAUACCUUGACUUUGUUGUCCUUAAGCCAUUUUGCUUUGGAAGUAUGCUUGGGGUCAUUGUCCAUUUGGAAGACCCAUUUGCGACCAAGCUUUAACUUCCUGACUGAUGUCUUGAGAUGUUGCUUCAAUAUAUCCACAUAAUUGUCCUUCCUCAUGAUGCCAUCUAUUUUGUGAAGUGCACCAGUCCCUCCUGCAGCAAAGCACCCCCAAAGCAUGAUGCUGCCACUCCCGUGCUUCACGGUUGGGUUGGUGUUCUUCAGCUUGCAAGACACCCCCUUUUUCCUCCAAACAUAACGAUGGUCAUUAUGGCCAAACAGUUCUAUUUUUGUUUCAUCAGACCAGAGUACAUUUCUCCAAAAAGUACAAUCUUUGUCCCCAUGUGCAGUUGCAAACCGUAGUCUGGCAUUUUUAUUGCGGUUUUGGAGCAGUGGCUUCUUCCUUGCUGAGCGGCAUUUCAGGUUAUGUCGAUAUAGGACUCAUUUUACUGUGGAUAUAGAUGCUUUUGUACCUGUUUCCUCCAGCAUCUUCACAAGGUCCUUUGCUGUUGUUCUGGGAUUGAUUUGCACUUUUCGCACGAAAGUACGUUAAUCUCUAGGAGACAGAACGCGUCUCCUUCCUGAGCGGUAUGACGGCUGCGUGGUCCCAUGGUGUUUAUACUUGCGCACUAUUGUUUGUACAGAUAAAUGUGGUAGCUUCAGGCGUUUGGAAAUUGCUCCCAAGGAUGAACCAGACUUGUGGAGGUCUACAAUGUUUUUUCUGAGGUCUUGGCUGAUUUCUUUUGAUUUUCCCAUGAUGUCAAGCAAAGAGGCACUGAGUUUGAAGGUAGGCCUUGAAAUACAUCCACUGGUACACCUCCAAUUGACUCAAAUGAUGUCAAUUAGCCUAUCAGAAGCUUCUAAAGCCAUGACAUCAUUUUCUGGAAUUUUCCAAACUGUUUAAAGGCACAGUCAACUUAGUGUAUGUAAACUUCUGACCAACUGGAAUUGUGAUACAGUGAAUUAUAAGUGAAAUAAUCUGUCUGUAAACAAUUGUUGGAAAAAUUACUUGUGUCAUGCACAAAGAAGAUGUCCUAACCGACUUGCCAAAACUAUAGUUUGUUAAGAAUACAUUUGUGGAGUGGUUGAAAAACAAGGUUUAAUGACUCCAACCUAGGUGUAUGUAGACUUCUGACUUCAACUGUAUAUAACAGACUGACCCUAGCAUAGAUACUGGAGGCUGAGACAGGGGGGGGGGGGGGGUCGGGAGACACUGUGGCCUCGUCCGACGAUACCCCCAGACAGGGCCAACCAGGCAGGAUAUAACCCCACCCACUUUGCCAAAGCACAGCCCCCAGACCACCAACCUACUACCCUGAGACAAGGCUGAGUAUAGCCCACGAAGAUCUCCUCCACUGUACGAGCCCAAGGGAGCGACAAACCGGACAGGAAGAUCACGUCAGUGACUCAACACACUCAAGUGAUGCACCUCUCUUAGGGACGGCAUGGAAAGCACCAGUAAGCCAAUGACUCAGCCCCCGUAAAAGGGUCAGAGGCAGAGAAUCCCAAUGGAGAGACAGGAACCAGCCAGGCAGAGACAGCAAGGGCGGUUUGUCGCUACAGUGCCUUUCCAUUCACCUUCGCACCCCUUGGCCAGACUACACUCAAUCAUAGGACCUACUGAAGAGAUGAGUCUUCGGUAAAGACUUAAAGGUCGAGACCGAGUCUGCGUCUCUCACAUGGAUAGGCAGACCAUUCCAUAAAAAUGUUGCUCUAUAGGAGAAAGCCCUGCCUCCUGCUGUUUGCUUAGAAAUUCUAGGGACAAUAAGGAGGCCUGCGUCUUGUGACCGUAGUGCAUGUGUAGGUAUGUACGGCAGGACCAAAUCGGAGAGAUAGGUAGGAGCAAGCCUAUGUAACGCUUUGUAGGUUAGCAGUAAAACCUUGAAAUCAGCCCUAGCCUUAACAGGAAGCCAGUGUAGAGAGGCUAGCACUGGAGUAAUAUGAUCAACAUUUUUGGUUCUAGUCAAGAUUCUAGCAGCCGUGUUCAGCACUAACCAAAGUUUAUUUAGUGCUUUAUCUGGGUAGCCGGAGAGUAGAGCAUUGCAGUAGUCUAAUCUAGAAGUGACAAAAGCAUGGAUUAGCUUUUCUGCAACAUUUUUGUACAAAAUGUUUCUGAAUUUUGCAAUGAUACGAAGAUGGAAAAAAGCUGUCCUUGAAAUAAUCUUGAUAUGUUUGUCAAAAGAGAGAUCAGGGUCCAGAGUAACGCUGAGGUCCUUCACAGUUUUAUUUUAGACGACUGUACAACCAUCAAGAUUAAUUGUCAGAUCCAACAGAAGAUCUCUUUGUUUCUUGGACCUAGAACUAGCAUCUCUGUUUUGUCCGAGUUUAAAAAUGUGCUGCCAUCCACUUCCUUGUGUCUGAAACACAUGCUUCCAGGGUCGGCAAUUUUGGGGCUUCACCAUGUUUCAUCAAAAUGUAGAGCUGUGUGUCGUCCGCAUAGCAAUGAAAGUUAACAUUGUGUUUCCGAAUGACAUCACCAAGAGGUAAAAUAUAUAGUGAAAACAAUAGUGGUCCUAAAACAGAACCUUGAGGAACACCGAAGCUUACAAUUGAUUUGUCAGAGGACAAACCAUCCACAGAGACAAACUGAUAUCUUUCCGACAGAUAAGAUCUAAACCAGGCAAGAACUUGUCCGCGUAGACCAAUUAAGGUUUCCAAUCUCUCCAAAAUAAUGUGGUGAUCGAUGGUGUCAAAGGCAGCACUAAGGUCUAGGAGCACGGGGACAGAUGCAGAGCCUUGGUCUGAUGCCAUUAAAAGGUAAUUUACCACCUUCACUAGUGUGGUCUCAGUGCUAUGAUGGGGUCUAAAACCAGACUGAAGCGUUUCGUAUACAUUUUUUGUCUUCAGGAAGGCAGUGAGUUGCUGCACAACUGCUUUUUCUAAAAUGUUUGAGAGGAAUGGGAGAUUCGAUAUAGGCCAAUUGUUUGUUUUUUUCAUUUUCUGGGUCAAGGUUUGGCUUUUUCAAGAGAGGCUUUAUUACUGCCACUUUUAGUGAGUUUGGUACACAUCCAGUGGAUAGGGAGCCAUUUAUUAUGUUCAACAUAGGAGGGCCAAGCACAGGAAUUAGCUCUUUCAGUAGUGUAGUUGGAAUAGGGUUCAGUAUGCAGCUUGAAUGUUUAGAGGCCAUGACUAUUUUCAUGAAUGUGUCAAGAGAUAUAGGAUAAAAAAACUUGCGUGUCUCCAUUGAUCCUAGGUUCUGGCAGUUUUGUGCAGACUCAGGACAGCUGAGCUUUGGCGAAAUACGCAGAUUCAAAGAGGAGUCCGUAAUUUGCUUUCUAAUGAUCAUGAUCUUUUCGUCGAAGAAGUUCAUGAAUUCAUCACUGCUGAAGUGAAAGGCAUCCUCUCUUGGGGAAUGCUGCUUUUUAGUUAGCUUUGCGACAGUAUCAAAUAUACAUUUUGGAUUGUUCUUAUUCUCCUCAAUUAGGUUGGAAAAAUAGGAUGAUCGAGCAGCAGUGAGAGCUCUUCGAUAUUGCUCUGUACUCUCUUUCCAAGCUAGUAGGAAGACUUCCAGUUUGGUGGAGUGCCAUUUCCGUUCCAAUUUUCUGGAGGCUUGCUUCAGGGCUCGGGUAUUUUCUGUAUACCAGGGAGCUAGUUUCUUGUGACAAAUGUUUUUUGUUUUUAGGGGUGCGACUGCAUCUAGGGUAUUUCACAGGGUUAAAUUUAGAUCCUCAGUUAGGUCGCUAACUGAUUUUUGUACUCCGACGUCCUUGAGUAGGUGGAGGGAGUCUGGAAAGGCCUCUAGGAAUCUUUGGGUUGUCUGAGAAUUUAUAGCAUGGCUUUUGAUGGUCCUUGGUUGGGUUCUGAGCAGAUUAUAUGUUGUGAUUGCAAACGUUAUAAGAUGGUGGUCCGAUAGUCCAGGGUUAUGAGGAAAAACAUUUAGACCACAAUAUUUAUUCCACGGGACAAAACUAAAUACUAGAUAUAUGCUAAAUGGCAUAUUAUUAUUAUAUUAUUAUGACUGUGGCAAUGAGUAGUUCCGGAGACAUGUUGGACAAAAUAAUAUUAUCUGCCAUGACUACAAGGUCCGAUAGGAAUUCAGGGAACUCAAUGAGGAAUUCUGUAAACGGCCCAGGAGGACUGUAAACAGUAGCUAUAAAAAGGGAUUGAGUAGGCUGCAUAGAUUUCAUGACUAGAAGCUCAAAAGAUGAAAAUGGACUUUUGCUAUCGUAAAUGUUAGCAACACCUCCGCCUUUGCGGGAUGCGCGGGGGCAUAUGGUCACUAGUGUAACCAGAAGGAGAGGCCUCAUUUAACACAGUGAAUUCAUCAGGUUUAAGCCAUAUUUCAGUCAGGCCAAUCACAUCAAGAUUAUGAUCAGUGAUUUAGUUCAUUGACCAUAACUGCCUUGGAAGUGAGGGAUCUAACAUUAAGUAGCCCUAUUUUUAGAUGUGAGAUCACAAUCUGUUUCAAUAAUGAUAGGAAUGGAGGAGGUCUUUAUUCCAGUGAGAUUGCUAAGGUGAACACCGCCAUGUUUAGUUUUGCUCAACCUAGAUCUAGGCACAGACACUGUCUCAAUGGGGAUAGCUGAGCUGACUACACUGUCUGUGCUAGUUGCAGACUCCGCUAAGCUGGCAGGCUGGCUAAAAGCCUGCUGCCUGGCCUGCACCCUAUCUCAUCGUGGAGCUAGAGGAGUUAGAGCCGUCUCUAUGUUGGUAGAUAAGAUGAGAGCACCCCUCCAGCUAGGAUGGAGUCCUUCACUCCUCAGCAUGCCAGGCUUGGUCCUGUUUGUGGGUGAGUCCCAGAAUGAGGGCCAAUUAUCUACAAAUUCUAUUUUUUGGGAGGUGCAGAAAACAGUUUUCAAACAGCGAUUGAGUUGUGAGACUCUGCUGUAGAGCUCAUCACUCGCCCUAACUGGGAGGGGGCCAGAGAAAAUUACUCGAUGCCGACACAUCUUUCAAGCUAAUUUACACGCUGAAGCUAUGUUGCUAUUGGUGACCUCUGACUGUUUCAUCCUAACAUCGUUGGUGCCAACGUGGAUAACAAUAUCCCUAUACUCUCUACACUCACCAGUUUUUCUUCAGAUUAGCCUUUACGUCGGUAGCCCUGCCCCCUGGUAAACAGUGUAUGUUCGCUGGAUCACCUCCGUAACCAUAUAAUUCUUCAAUAUAGAGUGUAAAGAGACAAAUAGUGAAGAGUUCCUGUGUCUGCGUGUGUGUGUGUUCAUUCAUAGUGCCAAGGCCGUGCUCGGAGAGCGAGUAUCGCUGUGACAACCAGCAGUGCAUACCUGGAAACUGGGUUUGUGACCAUGACAACGACUGUGGGGACAACUCAGAUGAGCGCGACUGUGGUGAGAUGGACGACUAUCUCUCCUCUCCUCUCUCUACUCCCACUUUCUCGCUCUCUUUUCUCUCAUUCUACAUGUCUCUCGCUCUCUCACACACACACACACACACACACACACACACACACACACACACACACACACACACACAUAUUCACCUGGUCACUCUACCUUCCUCUCACACAGAGUUGCAGACGUGUCGUCCUGGGUAUUUCCAGUGUCUGUCGGGUCACUGUAUCCCCGCCGCUCUUAAAUGCGACGGACGACCAGACUGCCUGGACAUCUCUGACGAGAGCUCCUGUCGUAAGUCUCUACAAGAGGAACUGUUUCAGUUAGCGAGCCAUUUCGCUACCCCAAUGCUAGCCGUUUCGCUAAUUUGUUUAACCAUUGCUAGCCAUUUCAAUACACCUUUACCAGCCAUUUUGCUGUACCAAUGCUAGCCAUUUUGCCACACCUGUACUAGCCAUUUCACUGCUCCAACACUAGCCAUUUCACUACACCAAUGCUAGCCAUUUCGCUAUAAAAAAGUUGUGCAAAUACAUCUCUCACUCCCUACUUUUUCUCCAAACCAUAGCGACCCGUUACCCAGGGGGCCGCUGGUGUCCCAACCACCAGUUCCAGUGUGCGAACAAG
Coregonus sp. 'balchen' is the source of this 20800-nucleotide messenger RNA. NCBI's taxonomy places the organism in Eukaryota, Metazoa, Chordata, Actinopteri, Salmoniformes, Salmonidae. The record is from the annotation of a GenBank genome assembly.